CUGCAGGCUGGGCUGCCCCUCCCUUCCUCCCUUGGCCUCCUCCUGCAGCCCGGAUAUCAAAGGCUGCAUUGUGUGUUGAGCAGGCCUUGGUCCCUCGUGUGCCAGGGAGGAGGCGGGAGGAGGAACACCGCUGGGAGGUGUCCCCUCCCAGAGCUCUUCUGGCCGGUGUUCCCAGGGGCCUCAGCCCCGGGAGGAUGGUGCACACAUGGGUGGCUGCUUCUGCAUCCCCGGGGAGCGAAGUCUGUCCUGGGGUCUAGGUAAAGAAACUUCUUCCAAGGAUCUAACCAUAUCAAGUGAGUGUAUAUCUUCAUCUGAAUACAAGGAAAAAUGUUUCCUGCCACAGAACAUGACUCCAGAUCUGACACUCUCCUUCUGUGUGAAGAGCCGCUCCAGGAGAUGCGUAAAUGGACCCUUGCAGGAAGCUGCCCGGAGGCGGCUCUGGGCGCUGGAGAAUGAGGACCAGGAGGUGCGCGCCUUGUUUAAGGAUCUCUCGGCAAGAUUGGUGAGUAUCCAGUCCCAGAAGGCCCAGUUCCUCAUCACCUUCAAGACCAUGGAGGAAAUCUGGAAAUUCUCCACCUACCUGAAUUUAGGCUAUGUGUCCAUGUGUCUGGAGCAUCUCCUCUUUGAUCAUAAGUACUGGCUCAACUGCAGAUUGGUGGAUGAUACAGAGGUCCAAGUGUCUGUGGAUGACAAGCAUCUGGAAACCAUGUACCUGGGGCUCCUGAUACAGGAAGGGCUUUUCUCAUUAUCUGCAGGCCACUUCUUCUGCAGAGCCAUGUGCUCCGUGGCUCAGCCAGCUGAGAAGGAAGGAGAGUGUCUGACACUUUGCAAGAAUGAGUUAAUCUCCGUGAAGAUAGCAGAAGGCGAGUCUGAGUGGGAAGGCGUGUCCUUGGUGACUGGUCAGCGAGGCCUGGUGCUGGUGUCAGCCCUGGAACCCCUGCCUCUCCCUUUCCACCAAUGGUUCCUAAAGAAUUAUCCAGGAAGCUGUGGCCUUCCCGGGAAGAGGGAUUGGACAGGCUCCUAUCAGAUCGGCAGAGGACGAUGUAAAGCCUUGACGGAUUAUGAACAGGAAGAAGUGGAUGAACUGAGUGUCUGCCAGGGGGAAAGCAUCGAGAUCAUUGGCUUUGUCAUCCCUGGGCUUCGAUGGUUCCUUGGAAAGUCAAUGAGCUCAGGAGAAGUGGGCUUUGUCCCCUCCAGGAACAUAGAUCCUGAUUCUUAUUCUCCAAUGAGCAAGCACUCUGCCUUUUUCAGUGAGGAGGAAAGAUGCUCUCUUUGGGUCCUGGGAAAUGACCGGAAGACUGAGUGUGCCAACUUCCUCCACAUGCUCGCUCACACUGAUAUCACCUCUGUCUACCGGCUUAGUGGGUUUGAAUCCAUCCAGAAUCUUCCAAAUGACCUGAGUGCAUCCCAGCCUGAAGGCUUCAAGGAAGCCAGGCCUGGAGGAGCCUGGGAAGAGCAUCGGGCCAUGGGCUCCAGACAGUCCAGCAGCUCUGAGGACUCCAGCCUGGAGGAGGAGCUCCUCUCGGCCGCCUCAGACAGCUAUCAUCUGCCAGAGCCUGAUGACCUCGAUGACCCAGAACUGUUUAUGGACCUAAACACUGGCCAGGAGGAAGAGGAAGCUGAGAACUUUGUCCCCAUAUUGGUUUUUCUGGAUCAUGAGGGUUAUGCAGACCAUUUUAAAAGCCUCUAUGACUUCUCUUUCUCUUUCCUCACCUCUUCCUUCUACAGCUUCUCUGAGGAGGAUGAGCUUGUGGCCUAUUUGGAGGCUUCAAGGAAGUGGGCCAAGAGGAGCUGCAUGACCUGGGCCCAUGCCCGGCUCUGCUUCCUCCUGGGCAGGCUGAGCAUCCGGAAGGUCAAGCUCUCUCAGGCCAGGGUGUACUUUGAGGAGGCCAUCCACAUUCUCAAUGGGGCUUUUGAGGACCUCUCCUUGGUGGCUGCUCUGUACAUCAAUUUGGCUGCCAUCUACCUGAGGCAGAGGCUGAGGCAUAAAGGCUCAACUCUGUUGGAAAAGGCAGGUACCCUGCUGGCCUGCCUGCCUGACCACGAGUUUAGUGCCAAGAUUGAGCUCGAUGUGGUGGCCUAUGUGCUGCGCCAGGGGAUUGUGGUGGGCAGCAGUCCCUUGGAGGCUAGGGCCUGCUUCCUAGCCAUACGAUUGCUCCUGAUCCUGGGUCGGCAUGAGGAAGUCCUGCCCUUUGCUGAGCGCCUGCAGCUCCUCUCUGGACACUCUCCAGCCUCAGACACUGCCUCCAGCAUCUUGAGUUUUCUGUAUGACAAGAAAUAUCUUCCCCAUCUUGCAGUGGCCUCUGUCCGGCAAUGUGGUGCCCAAAGUGUCCAAGGGGCAUCUCUUCCUAUCUGGCAGGUCCAUUUGGUCCUCCAGAAUGCCAAUAAACUCCUUGGAAUUCCCUCCCCAAGUUGGGGUGAAGUAUCUGUCCUGGCCUGCCCAACACUCAGGCAGGCAGUGGCUACCUGUGAGGAACAGGCAGACCAGAGGACCCAGAGGGCCCUGUGUCUCAUUCUGUCCAAAGUGUACCUCCAACACAGGUCUCCUGAUGGUGCCAUCCACUACCUGAGCCAAGCUUUUCUGCUAGGACAGCUGCUGAGUGAGCAGGAAGCCUUUGAGUCCUCCCUCUGCCUGGCAUGGGCCUAUCUCUUAGCCAGCCAGGCGAAGAAAGCUUUGGAUAUCCUCGAGCCACUGGUAUGCUCCCUGAAGGAGACAGAGAAUAUUACCCAAAGGGGAGUGGUCCAUAACCUCUUGGGACUUGCACUUCAAGGUGAAGGCCGGAUAAACAGGGCAGCCAAGAGCUAUCUCCGGGCCUUGAACAGAGCCCAGGAGACAGGGAAUGUGCGUAACCAGGCAGUGACUAUGGCCAAUCUUGGCCACCUGACUCUUAAGUCCUGGACUCAACAGCCAGCCAGGGACUAUCUCCUGCAGUCUGUGCGGCUCUAUUCUGAACUCCAGGCCAGCAAAGAGACAGACAUGGAAUUAGUACAGGUGCUUCUCUGGUUGGCCCAAGUUCUGGUGUCUGGAAGCCAGCUGACACAUGGCCGCCUUUGUUAUGAAAUGGCAUUGCUGUUUGGCUUAAGGCAUCAACACCUAAAGAGUCAGCUUCAGGUCACCAAAUCCCUCUGCCAUUUCUACAGCUCUGUGUCCCCAAAUCCUGAGGCAUGCAUCACCUACCAUGAACACUGGCUGGCCUUGGCUCAGGCACUCAAGGACCGGGAGAUGGAGGGGAGGCUGCUGGAGUCCCUUGGGCAGCUCUAUCGGAACCUGAACACGGCCAGGUCCCUCAGGAGGUCCCUGUCUUGUAUCAAGGAGAGCCUGCGAAUCUUCAUUGACCUGGGGGAGAGAGACAAGGCAGCUGAGGCCUGGCUGGGGGCUGGGCGACUCCACUACCUCCUGCAAGAAGAUGAGCUGGUGGAGUUGUACCUGCAGGCAGCCAUCCAGACAGCCCUGAAGUCAGAGGAGCCCUCCUUAGCUCUCAAGCUUUAUGAAGAAGCAGGUGAUGUGUUCUUCCAUGGGACCCGCCAUAGGCAUCGUGCAGUGGAGUAUUACCGGGCUGGGGCUGUUCCUUUAGCAAGGAGGAUGAAAGCACUGAGAACCGAGCUCCGGGUCUUCAAUAAACUGACAGAGUUGCAGAUCAGUCUGGAAGGCUAUGAGAAGGCUUUGGAAUUUGCCACUCUGGCUGCCAGACUCAGCACAGUCAUAGGAGAUCGGAGGUAUGAGCUGGUGGCCUUUCACCGUCUGGCUACAGUUUACUACUCUCUGCGCAUGUAUGAGAUGGCUGAGGACUGCUAUCUGAAGACGCUGUCCCUCUGCCCGCCAUGGCUGCAGAGUCCCAAGGAGGCCUUGUACUAUGCCAAAGUAUAUUACCGCCUGGGCCAACUCACCUUUUGCCAGCUGAAGGAUGCCCAUGAUGCCACUGAGUACUUCCUGCUGGCCCUGGCAGCAGCCGUCCUGCUGGGUGACGAGGAGCUGCAGGACACCAUCAGGAGCAGGUUGGAUAACAUCUGCCAGAGCCCCCUGUGGCACAGCAGCUCCUCUGGGUGCUCUUCAGAGAGGGCACGGUGGCUCAGUGGUGGGGGUCUAGCUCUGUGAGAAGAGCUGUCUCACCUCUGACCAGUUACUAUAGCCAGAUGGUGCCUACCUGCCCUUGGUUCUUAGAUGUUAAUUCUGAGGGUCUGAGUCAUCACCUGGUUCAACCUCCUCAGUUUACAAUAAGAAGAGUGAAGUCCUGAGGAAGAAGGCUCAUUCCACGAGCAGCUGCUGAUGAAGCGACGAUUAGAAGCGCUGGCGAGGGGCUUCGCAUCUAGAGCCUCUUUUACUUGACUGUGGCCCUUCAACACAUAUGGUGUCUGAAAUGCCCUUUCCUAACACAUGACUCUGGGGAAAAAUAAGAGAAACUCUGUCCCUGAAAAUCUCCCUUCCUUCCCCCGGUGAGGAAAUCAGGCACCAUGCUGGUGAUUGGAGCUUGUGCCCUUCACCGAUUUUCUCAGGAAAGAACCCUUUCCUUGCUGGGGUGGAAGGAACCCCUAACUUCUUUCUUUUAUUUCUUUAAAACCAAAGAAGAUGUCACUCCUCAUGGUCUUGAGGACUGACAGAAAUGAAUUCCCCAUUUUCUUGGUUCAAAAGGCACAGGUUCUGAAUGGCCAGGUGGAAUGCAGAGGGCACGAAAUCUGACGCCGAUUCACUAUCGCUCUCUACCAUCUGACCAUGCUCUCACAUAAUCUCCCAGAAACUUCUGGGAAGCUUUCCAAAGGCCAGGUUUGAAAAUUAGGUGUUAAGAAAAUUAUGACACAAAUUAUGUGUAAACAGUGCAUAUUAUUAAAUAUGGCCCAUUUAUAUUUACAUACACAGUUUGCUUCCUUUAUAAUAGGGAUAGAUGAAAUGGGACACUUGAAGGAUGAAUUAAAUACCAAGGCAUUUUACUAAUUUUAAGGUAGCUCCUGUUUUUUGUUUGUUUUUGAUUUU
Tupaia belangeri chinensis (Chinese tree shrew) is the source of this 4969-nucleotide messenger RNA. It is a transcript of the gene SH3TC2, whose product is annotated as SH3 domain and tetratricopeptide repeats 2. The transcript is spliced from 17 exons. Gene Ontology annotation, biological process: regulation of ERBB signaling pathway; regulation of intracellular protein transport. The record is from RefSeq and is a predicted model, not a curated record. Bases 206 to 4096 code for a protein of 1296 amino acids. NCBI's taxonomy places the organism in Eukaryota, Metazoa, Chordata, Mammalia, Scandentia, Tupaiidae. Gene Ontology annotation, molecular function: protein binding.